Messenger RNA from Neurospora hispaniola, 1333 nucleotides. RefSeq names its product triose-phosphate transporter family-domain-containing protein. The transcript has 5 exons. The record is from RefSeq and is a predicted model, not a curated record. Lineage: Eukaryota; Fungi; Ascomycota; Sordariomycetes; Sordariales; Sordariaceae. Gene Ontology annotation, cellular component: endosome; Golgi apparatus; trans-Golgi network. The coding region runs from base 126 to 1325 and encodes 399 amino acids. Gene Ontology annotation, molecular function: antiporter activity.
GCGACGUCAUUCGCAAUACUCCCGUUUUGAACCUCGAGUCCGAUACGUAACUUCGGAUUCGCACUACAUUUAAUCACAUCGCUACCCCUUUGGAGUCCCCCAACAAAUCUACAACCCACCACAAAAUGGGCGUUGAAGAGAAGAGCCGGGCGUCGGGCGACUCCCCUAGAGAUGCCGUCCUUCCCACCGUUAACCCAGAGGCCCAGAAGGCCCAGCCUCCGAAGAGUGCCAUCCACCCUGCGUUCUAUGUGAGCAUCUGGAUCGCAAUGAGCUCGUCCGUUAUUUUGUUCAAUAAAUGGAUUCUAUCCGCCAAAGGAUUCGACUUCCCGGUCGUUUUGACCACUUACCACUUGGCCUUCUCUACCAUCAUGACCCAGAUCCUUGCUCGAUACACCACACUGCUCGAUGGCAGGAAGACAGUUAAGAUGACGGGCAAGGUUUAUCUGCGCGCCAUUGUCCCGAUCGGUUUCUUCUUCAGCUUGAGCUUGAUUUGCGGCAACCUCACCUACCUCUACCUCAGUGUUUCCUUUAUCCAGAUGCUCAAGGCCACGACUCCUGUCGCUGUUCUCCUCUCCGGCUGGGCCCUUGGUGUGUCGCAGAUCAACAUGAGGGUUUUCCUCAACGUUUCUGUCAUCGUUGUCGGUGUCGUUAUUGCUUCGUACGGCGAGCUCGAGUUCGUCUGGUUGGGCGUCAUCCUCCAGAUCGCCGGUGUCGCCUUCGAGGCUCUUCGUCUUACUAUGGUUCAGCGUCUCCUGAGCUCCGCCGAGUUCAAGAUGGAUCCUUUGGUUUCGCUCUACUACUUCGCUCCCAUCUGCGCCCUCAUGAACGGCGUCGUUGCUCUUUUCUGGGAAGUCCCCAGACUUACCAUGGCUGACGUCGACCGUGUUGGCCUCUUCUACUUCUUUUUGAAUGGCCUCUGCGCUUUCGGCCUCAACGUCUCCGUUGUGUUCUUGAUUGGCAAGACUUCGUCGCUCGUCCUUACCCUCUGUGGUGUCCUCAAGGACGUCUUGCUCGUCGUUGCUUCUAUGGUCAUCUACGGCAGCCAAGUUACUCUGACCCAGUUCUUCGGCUACAGCAUUGCUCUCGGCGGUAUGGUUUACUACAAGCUUGGCGCUGAGACCAUCAAGAGCUACGCCGGCGAGGCUGGCCGCCAAUGGGCUGACUUUGGCAACCGCCGCCCCGUUCUCCGUCGCAUUUCAAUCAUCCUCCUCUCCGUCUUCAUUGUCUUCUCUCUGCUCGGCGGUUUCGCUCCCAACUAUGCUGCUGGAAUUGACCCCACCGAGUACCUCAACGAGGCCAAGUCUAAGAUCGGGAUGUCCGCCUAAGCUCGGAG